Messenger RNA from Anoplopoma fimbria (sablefish), 4226 nucleotides. It is a transcript of the gene gng13b, whose product is annotated as guanine nucleotide binding protein (G protein), gamma 13b. The transcript is spliced from 3 exons. The record is from RefSeq and is a predicted model, not a curated record. Gene Ontology annotation, cellular component: heterotrimeric G-protein complex. The coding region runs from base 208 to 411 and encodes 67 amino acids. Gene Ontology annotation, biological process: sensory perception of taste; phospholipase C-activating G protein-coupled receptor signaling pathway. NCBI's taxonomy places the organism in Eukaryota, Metazoa, Chordata, Actinopteri, Perciformes, Anoplopomatidae. Gene Ontology annotation, molecular function: G-protein beta-subunit binding.
CCCGAUAUCAACUAAGUGUGCAAACAUUAAGUCCGCAGUUAUCUGGUUUUAUAGUGAAGUGAAAACCCUCCAUCCGAGCACCGGUCCAUCCGAGUACCGGUCCAUCCGUCUCCCUCCUCCGGUUCUGCACCGGUCAGACUUGGGAAGAGCAACAGCCUUUUACCGGCGCAUCAGUGAGGUAGAGAAGCCCUACAUCUAGCUGCAGCCAUGGAUGAGAUGGACCUGCCCCAGAUGAAGAAGGAGGUGGAGAGCCUCAAGUACCAGCUGGCCUUCAAACGAGAGAAGUCCUCCAAAACGGUGACCGAUUUGGUAAAGUGGAUAGAGGACGGCGUCCCGGAGGAUCCCUUCCUGAACCCGGAGCUGAUGAAGAACAACCCGUGGGUGGAGAAAGGAAAGUGCAUCCUUCUCUAGAAGAACCCCACCACCACGACCUCUCACCUUUAACCACUCUGACCAACACCCACCUACAGAUGACCCCCCCUGGACCUGACCCUCCUGUCCCUGGCCUGUGACGGCCACAGCGGGAAAGCGCCUCCUAACCUCCUACCUUGAAUGUACAACAGCUGAUGUCCGCCCCCAGACUUCCCCGAACACGCACUUCGACAAGGGCACAGAGACACACGCACACACUCCAAACUCUGGGUUUUUCCCCCCGACCGCAACACAUCCGCUUCAAAUUUAUUCCUGCCACGGCGAAUGCAUAUUAUAUAUGAUGAUCAAUACUCCUAUUACAUGUCUCUGUAUGAUAUAUGAUGACUUAUUUAUGCAGCUGCCAGUCGACACGCUUUCUACAAUCUCUACUCUUCAUUGUGAGCAUAACAGCUUUUUUUUUUCUUCCAUUUUUUGUUGAGUGGUAAUUAACUGUAGUCACAUUCUUGCUGCCAGACUGACCGUAGAUCUGCUGAGGGGGGAACUUUGAGAUGUAAACCACUUGCUCUUACAAAAUGAUCAUAAAAACCAAAACAAGGUUUUGGUAAUUUUUUUAUAUAAAAGUCAAGAAAUUGCGUAAGUCUGUGGUUGACAAACUAAACUCAACUACAAGAACCUAUAAUGAUUCAUUAUUAAAUAAAAAGGUACAGUAUACUUAUACACCAAUAAUUUGCUUUUAUUGCCUUACAGACAAUGGUAUAUAUUAUAGGACCCAUAGAACUUACAUGUAAAAGGACAUUACGACUUGUGACUGUAGUAAUGUGUGAAUCAGGGUUGGUGGUCUUGCACGGCAAAAACGCCAGAAGAAGAAAAGCUUGAGCACUGUAGGGGUUUAACUACGAGAAUAACAGUUCAGCUAGCUAGCUAAACUAUCCGUAACAUAACACAAACACAUGGAUAUUUCGUAUUACAUGGUUUGAGCAAUUGGAUUUCAGGCAAACUUGAAAGCGUCUUGGAUGCAUAUCUGACAGCGAUCAAAUAUGGUGACGUCGUCUGCAUAUAAUGCAAGCCCUUGUUACAUUAUGAACUUCAUUUUUAUCAAUUUUAAAUCUUUAUAGGUUCUCGUGCUGCAUUUACAAAUUAUUAACUAAUUACAUAACUAUGUUAGUAUUUUAACCACAAACCUAAAGAACAAAUUAUGCUACUGUCACAGAUCAGUUUUUUUUAAAGAUAAAAAGACGAAUUCCGACGAUUUGUUGAGUGGAAACAUGCUUAUUAAAGAUGUCAGUAUGCUUGACAGGAAGUAGUUAGCGCGUUGUGUCGUCUGACCAUGUUGGAAGGAUCGAGGCUGUUCCAUAUAGGCCUGCCGUCCUAGAGACAAGUUUGGAACGAACAUGCAGGAGCUAAGAAGAACGGUUCAUCGUGACAGCGAAAUUGUGCAACUCCGAACAGUUGUGAUUUUGUUUUGAUUCCAAGCGACUCAAAAAGCUUGUUAUCGCAUUUAAAUUCUGAAGACGAGAUCUGCAACUGGUGUUGUUUUUGACCCGGUGUCAUUAGGUCAGAAAGUGUCAUAGCAGCUCUGUUUGUGUUGUCAGACUAGAAGGGAGCUAUGUGUCUCUGGGGGUUGUUUGGGUUGAGUUUACUGCUCCACCUCCUUAGCGACAGCCCCCGAAGACAACACACAGAAACACGCUCACACUCCACAUCAGACCAAACCGUGCGCACACACAUGUACAGACAGACCCCUUUAACUUAACUUAUUAACUUAUUGAUCUAUACUUGCGUGGUUUAUUUAUUUAUUUAUUUAAUGAUGAGACCUUUCUGUCACCUUAGUUUUUGUGUCCCAUGUCUGCACCCCCUCUUCCUCAUAACACAACUCAAAAAAAAUUAAAAAAAGACUACACCUUGCCAGAUCACCAUCUACUACUGCCUUGUACACAGUUUCCUUAAAACGAGAAUGUAAAUACGUGGCAUAAAAACCACUGACCUCAGAGCUGGCCUGCGUGUGCGUGCACGUGACUGUAAUUGUGUGGUUUUCUUUUUAAGUGCAUACAUUUGGCAAUAGGUUCCAUUGUAGAUUGUGAUCACACACACACACACACACACACACACACACACACACACACACACACACACACACACACACACACACUACAUGCACACACACAUUGGCAGGCCUGAGGCCGAGAAGAUCAACUAAACAUACGCACACACGCUGCUUAUUGAGAAUGUGUAUGAGAGGAGGAGUGGCAAGGAUGUGGGAUUCUCUAGAUGACCUGGGACAGGGGAGCCUCACAUCAUCUCAGUACUGUAACGAGUCUCAUUAUAUACAUUUACUUCUAGUUGACCCGCUUCCCUUAAGGCUACUCUCUGCCUGGAUGAAUUUGGUCCUAUAACAUGUAACCUGAAAUAUUUAAUUUUCCUCUUUUUUUUUUAACUCAAUUUCAAGUUCAAAGUUCAAGUACAAAAUUCUCUUUUACCUACUGAGUGAUGAUUAUGUCCCCUCAGUGUCUGUGACAGUGUCUACCACUGGCUGCUUCUAAAUUGUUUAUGUUUUUAUCAAACAUGCUAGCGUCCAUUUUAGGGGCCGUUCACAUGUUGAAUCUAAGAACGCGUUAAAAACCGUGGGGGGUGGGGGGGUCCUCUCCUGUCGCACAUCCCGUAACUUGGCAACCAGAACCCGGGGAAAGCAACUAAAAUAGUCUUUGGGACGGAUCGUAAAGCUCUGGGUAGACCUAAAAUAACUUCACUAUAUAUUUACCGUGGGCUUAUAUUUAAAUGGAAGAAAGAAAAGCUCUCCGCAGUCUUUAAUUGGUUGUUCCUUGUCACAUGACAUUCUGUGCUGGCUGCGGGCCCCAAAACAUCUAUUUCUUCAUAUCUAUAUAUGAAGAAAUAGAUGUUUGGGAACAGUUGGGAACGAUAGGGAACGUUUGAGCACAGCAAUAGUUUCGCUCUCGCUUUUGAGCGCAGCUUCCACAUGUCAACAAUUGAUUUAAGAGCGCUGCAGAUGCAGCAUGUGAACGUCCCCUUACUCUUAGAUAAACAUGCUCAUCAGAUUCAGAUUCAUUAAAAUACUUUUGAACAAAAAUAGACAUUGAAAAUGUAAUAUUUUAUCACUGUAGCUGAAGUGAGGCCAUAUUAUUUAGAUAUCCAGUACAACAAUAAGCAUAUAUGCAACAUGACGACUCUGAAUGGAGCCAUUUUGGAGGCUCCCUGGUUCACUAGCAUGUAAAGUAUGCACCUCGCUUAUUUUGCUUUUAUUUUACUUUUGUUUUUAAAGGUUUAGGUUGUGGAAAGUACAAUGUGUGUUUACUAGUUGACAGAAUGAUACUCAAGCUUUGCGUUAAAAUAUAGCCUUGUAAUUUCAUGAUAAAUGCAUGUAGGGGGCUAAUGUGAAGUUCUCAGCUUCAGGUUUGUAGCUUUUCCAGUGUUAGGCUUAGGUUUGUUCCCUCUGCCACCAUGAUCUUACAGCUCAACGCUUUAAAACAUAUUGCUCUUACAACACCACUGGAAAAGCAACAAAUGCUGCUCCAAAAGUACGUGAGAGGAUUCCUGAGUCCGCCUGUCCCUUCUCUGUUUUCUGUUCAGCAACUGUAACUUUGUUUGGUUUUGUUUUUAGAUAAUCUGAACGUGCGUACGUAUGUAAGUUAUUACUAUAAUAGUGACAGCAUAAAAUCUUGUCUAAAUAUCUAGCAACAUAUUCCUUGUGAGAGUGCUUUGGAGAAGAAAAAAAAAUAUUAUGCAUCAGAUCAAGUCCUAGUGUAAAGAUGACAAUGAGCAAUAAAUUAAAGAUCAUUUUUUAUUGAAUGUUUUACAAAAACAUUUAUCUUACUGAAUAAAGUAGAAGAUUUUUAGAC